AUGACAACACCAAAAGAUAAAAUUCCGUUGUACAUAGCAAAUGAUUUAGAAGAAUUAAAUAAACGCGCAGAAGAUAAUCCAUCACUUCAAAAAGCUAAAUUAUCAACUUGUUCACAGAUAACUCAUAUUAUUGACGCAACAUGGGCGGAAGCAAAAAAAGCAGAAGCAACUAAUGAUGAAGAACGUGCUUAUAUACUUUAUAUGAGAUUAUUUGCAUGUUUUACUGCUCUGAAACAAGCAAAAGAUGUUGCAAAUAAUCAAGUAAAUAGAACCGAUUAA
Messenger RNA from Adineta steineri, 279 nucleotides. The record is from the annotation of a GenBank genome assembly. NCBI's taxonomy places the organism in Eukaryota, Metazoa, Rotifera, Eurotatoria, Adinetida, Adinetidae.